This is a messenger RNA of Phytophthora nicotianae INRA-310, 231 nucleotides long. RefSeq lists its product as hypothetical. Lineage: Eukaryota; Oomycota; Peronosporomycetes; Peronosporales; Peronosporaceae. Bases 1 to 231 code for a protein of 76 amino acids. The transcript has a single exon. The record is from RefSeq and is a predicted model, not a curated record.
AUGCACCAGCUUUUCUUGUCGACGUGCUCCGACCCAGCUGGCACCCGUGCCGCCAACAGCGCUCGACCCGAGCUCCGACGCCAGCGGCAGAUGGUAUUGUCGUGCCAUCAGAGCCGGCGGCACUGUGUCGUUGCUGAGUUGACGCGGCAGGACUCACGCCACGCAUUGCCCGCGAUGGCCCCGCCAAAUGGCACUCCGCCGUUCGUUCGCAGCGGCCGGGAGCUUGGCUAG